GCUUAGCAGAACACUCAAGAAAGAUAAACAGUUCAAUCCUCUUUAAGUAAACACAAGUGUUUCAUUCUGAAUUACAUAACAACAAUGAAUAUGAAAAAAACCAGUUUCUGCUGAAUUUUACUUGUGCUCUUUUUUGUCUGCCUUUCUAGGAUGUGUGUGUGAGCAACAGUUACAAUUUUUGUGUAUGCCAGUCUAUCGAACAUGGUUGUUUUGGAAAACUUGGCUGGAACUUUAAGUGGUAUUGUGGCCCACCGUCUUUGUGCUGAAACUUGUGAAUGGCGAGUUCUUGGCCAGGAACAAGAUGGAACUCUCUUAGUCGCCUGGGUGCACUCAAACCCAGGGGACAGUGCAAGAGGAUGUACAUGCAUUGGAUUGUACUACAGACCAAAAAAGCAACUACAGGUGUUGUAUCAAUUUGAAACACUGACAAAUGUUGUUCAAGCUUCUAUCAAUAGUUCAAAGACUGCUUUGGUUUAUGUCACAAAAAGCACUGUGACUGAAUCAAAUCCUGAUGAAAAAGAAUGUUGCGGUGAUGGUCAAAAAGGGAAACUUGAUGUCUAUCAUGCUUUUUUGAUUCAACUGAAAGAAGCUGCAAAAGAGGAUGAAAUUCAACCGCAACCUUUCAAACUUCCAAGCACCCCAUUAGAUCUGGGUAUUGAGAGAUCCUCACAAAUUGUCGUACAGUUUUUGUACCGCUCCAAAGACCAACCUGGAGACUUAGAUCGAUUUCUAGUCUUGAUUCACCAUGAAUCUGUGUCGCUUUACCACUACAAGCCUGUCUUUGAUGCAGAGAAUGAACAUAUAUUAAAAGCUGGAAGUAUCUCCAGUACUGAAUGUGUUGUCAGGUCUUUUACUUGGGCACAAUGGGACCCUAUUCAUCAAUCUUUAUUUUACAUACAUUUUCGUAAACCAGCUGCUUGCCUUGUUGAGGGGGAUGACAUGGGUAAUAACUGUCCCAGUACUGAAUCUGGUCGUAGACAGGAAAGUGAAUUAGCUCCUACUCUAUCAGGCCUCCAAUUUCAUGACAACAUGCCACAUGAAACAGUGCUCAACAUACCUCUCAAUCUACCCCUUUUGCCUAAAGCCAAAGGUUCUUUGUGCUCAUUGUAUGAAGAUGAUCCAAUUCCUCUAAGAGUUCAUGAUUGUUCCCUUGACUUGACUGUAGUCUCUGACCCAAGAGGAAUGGUGUGCAUAUGCCACCACUAUUUGUACCAGCCAGUUGGAUGUCACUCAAAUGGCGAAGUCAAUGAAAAAGGUCCUGGUGACAAUGUCCAUUUCGCAUAUUCUGUCACUCUACUUCAUCAUGGUUGCGUGCUUCAUUGUGUGGUUCCUGGAAUUUCCUGGAAUGUGGCAAGGAGGUUGCGCCCCAGUUUUUCUCUCUAUGGAGACCAUCACAUGUUGGUUUAUGCCCCUGGACUUUUCACUCACCUAUUAGAUAUUGGACUUGAACAUGAGCCAUGUUGUCACAUUUUAUUUGACAAUGAUUCACUUACUAUUCCUGUAUCAGACACUGCCUGUCUUGUUCCUCUUCUCCAAACAAAUGGAGCCAAGGAGACUACCUCCAGCAGCUUGAAGCCUGCAGUAACCAUGCUGGAUCUAUCAACUCUAGAUCUUGUGCCUAUAUCUAUUGCACCAGCACAUUUGCUAUGUGCCUUCCGAGGGGGCCCUCAUGGCGCACCUGUGUCAGGAAACAAAAAGAAAUGUUAUCUUCUUUCUAACCAACUUUCUAUUCUACACUAUGUUCUUGUACACUUGGGGAAUGGAGAAUUACUUUUGCAGUUGUUGAGAUGUAUUGCAAAUCAAUGUAUGGAGGUGGGCACACCACGUCUUCUUCAAGAAAUUUUGGUUGGUGGGGCGUAUGCUGCUGCCAGAAAAAACUUGCCAUCAGAUGCUGCAGCAUUAUUACCCCUCCUUCCUCUAACAAUUGCACAACCAGGCGUUCGUCAAGAAAUCAAGAUGAAUGAUACUACGCUUACUCUUUCACAAGAAACGCUUUGGAAUACUGCCAUGAUGCUACUAUCUCCUCAACAGCGUCUCAUUCCAUACAGAAGUGAUAUGUGGACAAGACUUUAUGAAAGUCUUUCAGCUUCUCAACAACGAGCAACAGAUACCACAUGCAGCACUGACAGUCGAGCGGGCGCCCGUUUCCGACCAAGUCACGUUGCUGAAAAGCUGAUGGUAUCUCUCUUAUGUUACCAGCCAGAGGCUCUUUCUCGUUGUACUACUCCACUCUCUCCAGGAGGAAACUUUGUUGGCUCUGGUGCAGCAUUCUCAGAUGUCAUUGCAAUAACAGGUGCCAACAGGAAAACUGGAGGUCUUGACUUUUUGCCAUUUCAAGAGACUGACUCUUGUACUGCUAGCAAACAAGAACAUGUCAUAUCUGUGGAUGCUGGAACUCAGGGCGUUGUGGAGGAUGAAUUGUGCUCCUGUCCUUUUUGUGAACCUUAUAAUACUUUCCGCACGGAUAAAGAAAAUGGCUUGCCUUUUUUGGAGCUGGAUUCAUGUGCAGCAAGUAAGCAGGAAUUGGUAGUAUCUGUGAACCUUCGAGAAUUGAGUGUUCAUCUGUUGAAGCACGCACAUAGGGGCCAAUCACCUUUACAUGUUCAUGCACUUGCAACUAGAUAUGUUGCUGCUCAACUUGAUAUGUCAAGAUCUCUGUGCCGACAGCUGUGUCUAGCUGCUAAGGUUGAUCCUCGACAAGAAAAAGACCGUGGCUUUCCUUUGAUUGACUCAUUGGAUGAUGCUCGAAGACGGCUAUUGUUCUGGCUUCUUGAACGCUUUCUGCUUGCUGCAGACACUUUGGCCUUUCCCUUGCCUCAAGGCUUCAUUUCAUUUUUCUCAUUUUUGGGGUACAGAACUUUACCUUUUAGCUCUUUUAUGCAAUAUUCUCUGUCAUAUUCUUUUGAAUUGCAAGUGGAUGUUAUGAAAGCAAUAAUGUCAGAUAUACCUGACACGCCUGAGGGCAGUGCACGUAAAUUACGCCUCCUUCAACUCCUGCCAAGAUCUCGUGCCAAACGUCUUCUCAAUGCUUGGUCACACCCCACAAGUUUGAUGGUGAGAGCCCGUGAGCAUGCCCUGCAUGUGCUCAGUGGUGUAGAAGGUGCUAGGGGACCACGGUCAAGCAAAUUACGCCAACCAAACAUGAAGCCAUACCAGUCACUUGUGAACCGAGGUCUUGCAGCAUUCCCCUCACAAGACCGUCUCUCUCCUCUGGACACAUUUUUGGAUUUGCUGACUGCUAAAGCCAGUCUUGCAGAGCUUGAUUUUGGGCUGUUGAUUGAAGCAACAAUUGCAUCAACCCAAGACCUUACUUUAUGAAACUAAGAAGUUUCUGUUUCUUUGGUCUCUGUAUGUGUACCUGUUAAUAUCUGUUUCCUUUUAAAGGUCCUCAAAAAUAUUUCCUAUCUAAUCAGUCAAAUUAGCUUUGUUGUAUUCAAUAUGUUUUUAUUUGUCUAGUCUUUGUCUGUAGAGUCCAUAUUUAAUGGCUUGAUUCUAGAUAAUUACUCAUCCAAAGUGAUGUAAAUGAUUAUAUGGAGUGCAAACGUUUGUACUUAAGUGCCAUUGAUAAGCUUAUUGCUGGCCAAAGAUUAUGAAUAUAUUUGUGAUAUGUUUAUUUACCAUUGCUCAUUACCAUUGAUAUUGAGGUUCAAUUCUGUUGAUAGUUUCCAACUUUUUUCUUUUUCAUUGUGAAACUUGUUUUAUUGAUGUUAUGUUGAUUUAUUCCAAGUUUUUAUGUUUUGUUAUCCGCAUGUCAUUGUUAGUUGGUAAGUUGUCUUUUUUUCUGCCGACUGCAUAUCCUAGUCCAAGUAGGCUGUUAGUUUGCCAUUUAAUCUUGAAGAUUUGCAUUAGUUGACUUGUUGUUGAGACAGACUGUUAGUUUUUGUUGCAGUGCCAAUUUAAAGAGAGACUUGUAGAUGGCAUAUAUUAGUAGAGGAUGCUCUUCAAUGCCUGUUAUUUUGUUGCAGCAAUAGUAUGUUUGUUUUGUAUUUCUGUUGCAAUAGUUGUGGUACUGAGAAAGUUUUGACUGAUUUAAUUGCAUUUUGAAUUUGAUUUUAUCUAGUCAAUGUCAUAUUAUUGUUUUACUACUGUCAAUUACAUAUGUCAUCUCUAUUUUUUUGGCCUUUUCUGUUGAAUAGAUUUUUCUAUCUUCAGUAUUUUUAUGUCAUCUGUUUUUCUUACAUUCCUCUUUUGUGUGCGCGUGAUGUUUUUUCUUUGGCAUCGUUUGUCAAAGUUGUUUCUUGGGUGAUAGUGUUUAGAGAGAGUGGAAUAAAAAUUACUUACACAAA
Frankliniella occidentalis (western flower thrips) is the source of this 4286-nucleotide messenger RNA. RefSeq names its product protein pigeon (gene pigeon). Gene Ontology annotation, biological process: positive regulation of amyloid-beta formation. The record is from RefSeq and is a predicted model, not a curated record. Gene Ontology annotation, cellular component: trans-Golgi network. The transcript has 19 exons. The coding region runs from base 202 to 3318 and encodes 1038 amino acids. Lineage: Eukaryota; Metazoa; Arthropoda; Insecta; Thysanoptera; Thripidae.